GCUUUCUCCAUCACUUCUUCCAACUUUUACAUCAUCCCACGCCCUUGCAUCUACUGCUACUGCCGCAGCCACAGAAAAGGAAUGACAGACGUAUCGUCAACAGGCCAGCGGAAGCGCCUCAAGCACGGCAUCCUCGCUGCUAUCGGCGUCUUCGGUUCCGCGCAGCUAAUUUACUACUUUGGCUGGUCAGGACGAUUCAGUGCAGAGUUCACUCGCGCACCCGUCCCCGAGGCGAUUCCCAUGGACACAAUCGAAACAGACCGCGCUUGCGUCUUACUUGAUCGAUCUUUCACCUCUGCUACGCAGCCAGACUUUACGAGGACAGGCCUUAAACAAUGGACCGGCUGCCAGACACUCAACAGCACCAGCGGCUGGAUCAUACAGCACUGUACCGUACCAGGGAACAACCCUACCCAGAAGGAUGGUGAACCGGUGGUGGAUUCUUUAUCAUGUUAUCCAGGAGGAUAUUUUCGUAUUCAGCGGCUACAGCCCCUCGCCGGCAAGGACAUACUGCAGACUGGGACUUGCCAACUGAAGGCGGGCAUGUCACUUGCCGAGGACGCCGCUACGAGUCAGUAUGCGACUUCAUAUCUCGGCCCAGACACCUUCCGUAUUAUCCUUGUUGGCCCCGAGCGACUCUCACUGAUGCAACAACAAUCACUAGGGAACUGCACCUAUGCCAUCCCUUACUUGAUCAGUCGACCUGGCCGGUUCUGGGUUCAGAAAGUCCUCCACACCUAUCAAGGAUACGAUGCACUGAACGAGAUCGCCUCUGAGAAAGGGUCGCCAGAAUAUCUCGGUAACGACAUCCUUGUUGCCGGAACGCAGCAGCAACAAGCGGAGCAGCACUAUUACCACUUUAAUGUCUGUCCACAUUGUGUAUCUUGGGUGGCGAUGGACGAAGCCCAGGGACUAGCAGGCACCAGGGAUACUUGCUCGCGAGCACCAACUCAGCAGUCACAUCAGUACGGCAUCUACAGAGCCAGGCUUCCAAUAGAGUCUGUAUGGCAGGCAGUGGGCCAUCCAUACGAAUGGAUUCCAGCGCGGCCUCGCUGCAGGUUCUACCCUGCGCAGACAUCGUUCGAGCCCGUCACCAAUUCGGACAGCAAAGAUGUUAAGGCCGAGAAGGCAGAGGCGGCUCAGUGCUUGCAAAAUGCUCGGUCGAUAUAUUUUGUCGGCGAUUCUCAUGUCAGGACGAUUUUCAGCGGAGUCAUGCAGAGACUGCAGGGAAGAUCGGGCGGCAUCGAUGCACGUAUCCAGGAUCAGCGGAGCCAUACUAUAAAGGCUGGCAAGGUCGAGGCAAGAAGCGACCUUGAUGCCUCACUAAACGACACCUUGGCGCGCAUUAGAUACACGGUCGAGGACCUACAGGUUGCCACAGUCGCGGAUCUCAGUGUAUUGGAAGAUGCGGACACUGUCGUUCUCGGAUUUGGAUCGUUCUUUGGGCACUGGCCUACCGAGCAGUAUGUAGAGCGGGUGAAGGCUGUGUUGGACGGCCUGGUCGAGAUUCGAAAGCAGCGGGAGCUGAACUCUGAUGGAAACAACCAGGACAAAAUGAACAGCCUCAAGGUCAUAUGGGUGAGCGCAUCAGCAUGGACGGACGAUUCAAACCAACACUGGAGGACGAACCAUCGGAUUCUGUAUUGGAAUAAGCUGGUGGACGGUAUGAUCGACACUAUUAAUGCUCAAAUCGGGGGAGGAGGUAUGGUUGACCGACUUUUGACAUUCGAUAUCACCAUCCCCUUCAAGAACAGCACUCAGGACCAUGUCCACUACACGGGUGAGACCCCAGUUGACAGCUUUUCAGCAGAACUCAUUCACAAACUCGACCUCUGCUCAUAGGUCACGCAUAUCCCUGUAUCUUCAUUCUACUCCUAUCCAGCAUGCCAUAAAUGUAUACAUAUAUCAGUUCUUACUGUGCAACAGCAGUAAAGCCAUUAUCUUGACGCACAGGUGGAGAGAGGGUUUUUAUUAAAAAAAAAAAAAAAUUA
Messenger RNA from Gamsiella multidivaricata, 1991 nucleotides. RefSeq lists its product as uncharacterized. The coding region runs from base 82 to 1842 and encodes 586 amino acids. The record is from RefSeq and is a predicted model, not a curated record. The transcript has a single exon. Lineage: Eukaryota; Fungi; Mortierellomycota; Mortierellomycetes; Mortierellales; Mortierellaceae.